AUGGAUCCUCCAACACCGCCACCAGGGGAUGCCAAGCCCCUCUUAGACUUCCAGAAGAUAGGACACAACACCUAUGUCUGGACCUCAGCCGCCUAUCUUUCCAAAUCACCACCAGAAACACCCCUCAUACUUUUAUUUUCCUGGAACGCCGCAGCCGCAAAGCACAUUGCCAAAUACACCAUCGCAUACCAAAGCCUCUUCCCCACAUCCCGCAUCGUACUAGUGCGAUGCUUCACCGAGGAUUUGUUCCGCACCAACGCUGCCUAUGCACGCUUAUUCAAGCCGGCCAUGGAUCUUGUGUCCUCGCACACGGAAAGCGGAGGCCAAGUGCUUGUCCAUAGUUUCUCCAACGGCGGCGGGAACCAAGUUAAUGAGUUUGCCAAGGCGUGGAAGAAGAAGUUUGGCGCAAAGAUGCCGAUGCGGGCGCAAAUCCUCGACUCGAGCCCGACCAAAGGACCCUGGAUGAAGAGCCACGCUGCCAUUUCUGCGUCGCUGCCCAGGACAUUGUUCUGGGCUUGGGUUGGUGGCGCGCUGGUGCACCUCUUUCUUGCGUGCACGUGGCUUGCUGAUCUGAUCCGGCGCAAGGAAAACACCAUGGUAGUCCUCUGUCGGGAGUUGAACGACGAGACGGUGUAUGACAAUAGCGUACCAAGAGUGUAUUUGUAUAGUCGUGCGGAUAUGAUGGUGGGAUUUGAAGAAGCGGAUGAGCAUGCUGAAAUCGCCAUGUCCAAGGGAUGGGACGUGACCAAAGUGCAUUUUGAAAAGAGUGCGCACUGUGGACAUAUACGAGAAGAUGCAAACAAGUAUUGGGCUGCGGUCAUGGAGGCCUGGAAGAAAGGACCCAGGGAUGAAUGA
This is a messenger RNA of Exserohilum turcica Et28A, 855 nucleotides long. RefSeq lists its product as uncharacterized. Bases 1 to 855 code for a protein of 284 amino acids. The record is from RefSeq and is a predicted model, not a curated record. The transcript has a single exon. NCBI's taxonomy places the organism in Eukaryota, Fungi, Ascomycota, Dothideomycetes, Pleosporales, Pleosporaceae.